Molecule: messenger RNA, 2615 nt
Organism: Aethalodelphis obliquidens (Pacific white-sided dolphin)
Lineage: Eukaryota; Metazoa; Chordata; Mammalia; Artiodactyla; Delphinidae
Gene: MCCC2
Product: methylcrotonyl-CoA carboxylase subunit 2
Exons: 18
Coding region: 129-1649 (506 amino acids)
Biological process (GO): L-leucine catabolic process
Cellular component (GO): mitochondrion; methylcrotonoyl-CoA carboxylase complex
Molecular function (GO): methylcrotonoyl-CoA carboxylase activity
Source: RefSeq, a predicted model, not a curated record
UCUGCCAUCUACCAGGAAAACUACGAGCAGAUGAAAGCACUAGUAAAUCAGCUCCGUGAACGAGCACAGAACAUCAGACUGGCUUUCUUCAACAGCUGAACAUUUCAGUAGACAAGGAGUAUAUUAAGAUGGAAUUCUUGGGCAACAGUGAAGGAGGUGGUGAGAAAGCCCGAGCACGUCACAUAUCAAGAGGAAAACUGUUACCAAGAGAAAGAGUUGACAAUCUUAUAGACCCAGGGUCUCCAUUCCUGGAAUUAUCCCAGUUUGCCGGUUACCAGUUGUAUGGUGAUGAGGAGGUCCCUGCCGGUGGCAUUAUUACAGGCAUUGGGAGAGUGUCAGGAGUAGAAUGCAUUAUUGUUGCCAAUGAUGCCACUGUCAAAGGAGGUACCUACUACCCGGUGACUGUGAAGAAACACUUACGGGCACAAGAAAUUGCAAUGCAAAACAGGCUCCCCUGCAUUUACUUGGUUGAUUCGGGAGGAGCAAACUUACCUCGACAAGCAGAAGUAUUUCCAGAUCGAGAUCACUUUGGCCGCAUAUUCUAUAAUCAGGCAGUUAUGUCUUCUAAAAGUAUUAUACAGAUAGCAGUGGUCAUGGGCUCCUGUACAGCAGGAGGAGCUUACGUGCCUGCGAUGGCUGAUGAAAACAUCAUUGUACGCAAGCAGGGUACCAUUUUCUUGGGAGGACCUCCCUUGGUUAAAGCAGCCACUGGAGAAGAGGUGUCAGCUGAGGAUCUCGGAGGUGCUGAUCUUCACUGCAGAAAGUCUGGAGUAAGUGACUACUACGCUUUGGAUGAUAAUCAUGCCCUUCACUUAGCUAGGAAGAUUGUAAGGAAUCUAAAUUAUCAGAAGAAAAUGGAUGUUACCAUUGAACCUUCUGAAGAUCCUUUAUUUCCUGCUGAUGAAUUGUAUGGAAUAGUUGGUGCCAACCUUAAGCGGAACUUUGAUGUCCGAGAGGUCAUUGCUAGAAUCGUGGAUGGAAGCAGAUUCAAUGAAUUUAAAGCCUUAUAUGGAGACACAUUAGUUACAGGAUUUGCUAGAAUAUUUGGAUACCCAGUAGGUAUCGUUGGAAACAAUGGAGUUCUCUUUUCUGAAUCUGCAAAAAAGGGAGCUCAUUUUAUCCAGUUAUGCUGCCAAAGGAAUAUCCCUCUGCUGUUUCUUCAAAACAUUACUGGAUUUAUGGUUGGUAGAGAGUACGAAGCUGAAGGAAUUGCCAAGGAUGGCGCCAAGAUGGUGACUGCCGUAGCCUGUGCCAAUGUGCCGAAGAUAACUGUCAUUAUCGGGGGCUCUUACGGGGCUGGAAACUAUGGGAUGUGUGGCAGAGCAUUUAGCCCAAGAUUUCUCUACCUGUGGCCAAAUGCUCGCAUCUCAGUGAUGGGAGGAGAGCAGGCAGCUAAUGUGCUAGCGACAGUAGCAAAGGACCAAAGAGCACGGGAAGGGAAACAGUUCUCCAGUGCUGAUGAAGCAACUUUGAAAGAGCCCAUCAUUAAGAGGUUUGAAGAGGAAGGAAACCCUUACUAUUCCAGUGCAAGGCUGUGGGAUGAUGGGAUUAUCGAUCCAGUGGACACCAGGCUGGUCCUGGGUCUCAGCCUUAGUGCAGCCCUCAACGCACCCAUCCAGAAGACUAACUUCGGUAUCUUGAGGAUGUAAUUGGAAUAUAAAGCAUCUUCCGUUGGACAUGUACCAAAAAUUAAUAAAUUAGUAGCCUUAAAAUUUUAGACUUUUUCAAUAUGUGGCUAUUACAGUAAAAUUGUUUUCUUAACACAGUGCAUUAUACUUUUCUACCUUUAAAUAAAGAAUCAGUGAAGAUAUUUAUUUGAUGCAGCUCAAUUCCUUGUAAAUUCUCUUAGAGAAAUUUUUCUAUGGCUCAGCUUUACCACCCUGAAAAGGAAGAGAAUAACUUAGAGUUAUCCUUUCUAAGCCAUAAGUACUAUGAAAAGUUCUGUAAUCUGUAAAUUCCAGGUAUUGUUGAGAUUUUUAACAUAAAGUUGUAUUUCCACUGAACUGAUUGCGUUGCAGAUUAUGUGUGAUAUUUUAAUGUACUUUUAAAAAUAAACAUCUGUUACUUUUCCCUCCAGCCACCACCGUCCUCCUCUCCAUAGUUGUCAGACUUCUUGUCUGCACUCUGGGCUCUGUUUCCUACCCGUUCUUUCCUCACCCUCUCGUUUUCUGGCUUCUACUGCCAACAGCCCUCUCCACGGUCACCACUGACCUCCAUGUUCCUGAAACCAGUGGGUCCUUUUCCGAUUUUACCUGAUUUAAUUCUCUGGCGCAUUCAAAUCAGUCAAACACUUCCUCCUAGAAAUUCUGUCCUUAGCUUCCAUUGCUGUAACACUCUAGGUUUUCCACCAGCCUCCGUGGCCAUUCUUGUUCAGUUUCCUUUGCAGGCCCCACUUCCUCUGCUCAUUCCUCCUUCCCUUUACCAUUUGUCUUGAUUUUUCAUUAGUCAUAUGUGAAUGCAUUCUUAUUCUGAAAGAUACAAAUAGCACAAAAGUAUCUCCUUAUUGUUUAAUUAUUCUUAUUAAAAUAAUAAUUGUGGUAAAAUAUACAUAACAUAAAGUGUACCAUUUUAACCACUUUUUUGUGUGCAGUUCUGUGACAUUAAGUACAUUUAUA